Messenger RNA from Jaculus jaculus (lesser Egyptian jerboa), 4462 nucleotides. RefSeq names its product ATP/GTP binding carboxypeptidase 1 (gene Agtpbp1). Gene Ontology annotation, molecular function: metallocarboxypeptidase activity; zinc ion binding. The transcript is spliced from 27 exons. The record is from RefSeq and is a predicted model, not a curated record. Lineage: Eukaryota; Metazoa; Chordata; Mammalia; Rodentia; Dipodidae. Gene Ontology annotation, biological process: C-terminal protein deglutamylation; proteolysis; protein side chain deglutamylation. Bases 233 to 3931 code for a protein of 1232 amino acids.
UUUUCCAGCUUACUGUUAGCUGGUCUGCAGGGACGAGGUUUUCAACUCAUCUCCAGCUUGACUUCUCAGUGACCUUGCAGCCUAAGCAUGCAGUGUCUUCAGCAGUAAGGUCUUAGCAUCUGUUCCUGGUGUGAAGCCAAGAACCCUGGCAAUGUUUUGGGGGCAUCAGGGACCUCCCUGGCUGACAACUCACUGGAAGAUUAUCUGCAGUGAUGAGAUGAAGUAACUCAAGAUGAGCAAGUUAAAAGUGAUACCAGAGAAAAGCCUUGCCAAUAAUUCUCGCAUUGUGGGACUUCUGGCUCAGUUAGAGAAGAUCAAUACUGACUCUACGGAAUCAGAUAAUGCCAGAUAUGUUACAUCAAAAAUUCUUCAUUUGGCUCAGAGUCAAGAAAAAACAAGGAGAGAAAUGACAACCAAAGGUUCUACAGGGGUGGAAAUCCUACUGUUAACAUUAGAGAACACAAAAGAUCUUCAAACUACACUGAAUAUCUUAAGCAUUCUUACUGAGCUGGUGUCUACUGGUGGAGGCCGAAGAGCAAGCUUCUUAGUAGCUAAAGGAGGUUCACAGAUACUUUUACAACUACUUAUGAAUGCCAGCAAAGACUCUCCCCCACAUGAGGAGGUGAUGGUACAGGCUCAUUCUAUUCUUGCGAAGAUUGGACCAAAAGAUAAAAAAUUUGGAGUGAAAGCUAGAAUUAACGGGGCUCUGAACAUAACUCUGAAUUUGGUGAAACAACACUUGCAGAACCAUCGCUUAGUUUUACCUUGUCUUCAGCUUUUACGAGUAUACUCUGCUAACUCUGUGAAUUCAGUAUCUUUAGGAAAAAAUGGGAUUGUGGAACUGAUGUUUAAAAUCAUUGGACCAUUUAGUAAGAAGAAUUCGGGUCUUAUGAAGGUUGCUUUAGACACUCUUGCUGCAUUGCUAAAAUCAAAAACAAAUGCCAGGAGAGCAGUAGACAGAGGAUAUGUUCAAGUGCUUUUAACAAUUUAUGUAGAUUGGCAUCGUCAUGAUAGUCGGCAUAGAAACGUUCUUAUUCGGAAAGGAAUUUUACAGAGCUUGAAAAGUGUUACAAACAUCAAGUUGGGAAGAAAAGCAUUUAUUGAUGCUAAUGGGAUGAAAAUUUUAUAUAACACUUCACAAGAAUGUUUGGCAGCCAGGACACUUGAUUCUCUUGUCAACACCUCCAGUCUGAUAAUGAGGAAGUGUUUCCCCAAAAACCGCUUGCCGCUUCCAACCAUUAAAAGUUCUUUCCAUUUUCAGUUGCCAGUCAUUCCCAUGACUGGACCUGUGGCCCAGCUGUACAGCUUACCUCCUGAAGAGAAUCUCCACCGGACUUUUGUGGAUGACGUAGUAGAUGAAAGUGAUGACAACGAUGAUAUUGAUUUAGAAGCUGAAAAUGAAAUAGAAAAUGAGGAUGAUCUAGAUAAAAAUUUUAAGAAUGAUGAUAUUGAAACAGAUAUUAACAAAUUAAAACCCCUGCAAGUACCGGGUCGAUCGAUAGAAGAUCUGAAAAUGUAUGAGCACCUCUUUCCUGAGCUUGUUGAUGAUUUUCAGGGCUGUGACUUAAUCUCCAAAGAACCAAAGCCUUUUGUGUUUGAAGGAAAAGUAAGAGGCCCUAUUGUUGUUCCCACAGCUGGAGAGGAAGCUUCUGGAAAUUCCGGUAGUUUAAGGAAAGGAGUUGUAACAAAAGAGAAAAUGUCUUUUAGAAGAGAUGAAAGUAUUAAGAAACCUGCCUUUAUGAACCUACCAAAAGAAGACAUUAAGGGUAAUGACAGGACAUUAUCACAGCAGUUAGAUGGUCAGAAUAGAACUGUUUCUUCAGCCCAUGGCUUAAACAAUGAUAUUGUGAAAGCCUUGGACAGAAUCACAUUGCAGAAUAUUCCUUCUCAGAUUGGCCAGGGCUUGACUACAGGAGUGAGGAAGGACUACAGUCUUCCUCUUACUGUUCUCAUGUGCACUAAGUCAUGUCCACACAACUCAACUUGUGGAAAUACUCUGUUUGAGGGACGGACUGUUCAGCUAGGGAAACUGUGUUGUACUGGCGUUGAGACAGAAGAUGAAGAUUCUGAAUCUAACUCAUCAGUGGAGCAUGCAUCUGUUGAAAUACCUGAUGCACCAACACUCCAUGACCCAGACCUCUAUAUAGAGAUUGUGAAGAAUACAAAGUCUGUUCCAGAAUACUCAGAAGUGGCCUAUCCUGAUUACUUUGGUCAUAUCCCACCUCCAUUCAAAGAACCUAUUCUAGAAAGGCCUUAUGGUGUGCAAAGGACAAAAAUUGCUCAAGAUAUUGAGAGGCUCAUACAUCAGAGUGAUAUCAUAGAUCGAGUGGUAUAUGACUUAGAUAACCCAAAUUACAUCAUUCCUGAAGAAGGAGAUAUUUUGAAGUUUAACUCAAAAUUUGAAUCUGGAAAUCUGCGCAAAGUAAUUCAGAUUAGAAAAAAUGAAUAUGAUCUUAUUCUGAACUCGGACAUAAACAGCAAUCAUUACCACCAGUGGUUUUACUUUGAAGUCAGUGGAAUGCGACCUGGUGUUGCUUAUAGGUUUAACAUCAUUAACUGUGAGAAAUCCAACAGCCAGUUUAAUUAUGGUAUGCAACCACUUAUGUAUUCAGUCCAGGAAGCAUUAAAUGCUCGACCAUGGUGGAUUCGUAUGGGGACUGACAUUUGUUACUAUAAAAAUCACUUUUCAAGAAGUUCAGUUGCUGCAGGUGGGCAAAAGGGAAAAUCUUACUAUACAAUUACAUUCACCGUCAAUUUUCCACAUAAAGAUGAUGUUUGCUAUUUUGCCUAUCACUAUCCAUAUACAUACUCAGCUUUACAGAUGCACCUUCAGAAAUUGGAGUCAGCUCACAAUCCUCAGCAAAUCUAUUUCCGAAAAGAUGUGUUAUGUGAGACCCUCUCUGGAAACAGCUGUCCCUUGGUGACUAUAACAGCCAUGCCAGAGUCUCAUUAUUACGAACAUAUCUGUCAAUUCAGAAAUCGUCCUUAUAUUUUCUUAUCUGCUCGGGUCCAUCCUGGAGAAACUAAUGCAAGUUGGGUUAUGAAAGGAACUUUGGAGUAUCUCAUGAGUAAUAACCCUGCUGCCCAAUGCUUGCGAGAAUCCUAUAUUUUUAAAAUUAUUCCUAUGCUAAAUCCUGAUGGUGUCAUCAAUGGAAAUCACCGCUGUUCUUUAAGUGGCGAGGAUUUAAAUAGACAGUGGCAAAGUCCAAAUCCAGAUUUACAUCCCACAAUUUACCAUACAAAGGGACUCCUACAGUACCUGGCUGCAGUGAAGCGCUUACCUCUGGUUUAUUGUGACUAUCAUGGCCAUUCCCGAAAGAAGAAUGUAUUCAUGUAUGGCUGCAGUAUCAAAGAGACAGUGUGGCACACCAGUGAUAAUGCAGCUUCAUGUGAUGUUGUGGAAGACGUGGGAUACAGGACUUUGCCUAAGAUACUGAGUCACAUUGCCCCAGCAUUUUGCAUGAGCAGCUGUAGCUUUGUGGUGGAAAAGUCUAAAGAAUCCACAGCACGUGUUGUAGUUUGGCGGGAAAUAGGAGUUCAGAGAAGCUACACCAUGGAGAGUACUUUAUGUGGCUGUGAUCAGGGGAAAUACAAGGGUUUACAGAUUGGUACUCGAGAAUUGGAAGAGAUGGGAGCAAAAUUUUGUAUUGGUUUAUUGCGUUUGAAAAGACUGACUUCUUCAAUGGAAUAUAAUCUGCCUUCCAGCCUUCUUGACUUUGACAAUGACUUAAUUGAUUCAAGCUGUAAAGUAACUAGCCCUACCACUUACGUUUUAGAUGAAGAUGAACCUCGAUUCCUUGAAGAAGUUGAUUACAGUGCAGAAAGUAAUGACGAGAUAGACAUUGAAUUACCUGAAAAUGCUGACUAUGAAAAUUCUGCUCCAGAAGAAGUGCUUUCUGACUCAGAGUCAUCAAGAACAUACCCACCUUGAUCCUUCCACUAUCUCCUAUUCAGUGCCAAGAAGAAAAGAAAUACCUUGGUUUUUAUUACACAGGAUAGUUGAGGGAAAUGAGUUUAUAGGCAUCUGACCCAAAACAGACAAGUAACUUGUACCUACUUAGCAUCAAGACAGUAAAUGUUAAUUCAUGAUAAAAUUGGCAUUAGUUUUAUUUUAGAUAUUCAGUGUACCUUAGAUAGCAUUGAAUUAUCGAAUAACGGAUUUACUUUAAAAAGAAAAUGUGAAAUUGCAUGAAUUUUAUCUCCUAUGGCAUCUGCAGCAAAUUGAUAAUUGUGAAGUGUGUCAGGGUAUGAAAUGUAAAUCGUAGAUUUGUGGAAAACUAAGAUGUGUUCAUAGGUUUCUGUGGAUAUGUUUAUGUAGAGGUGGGUAGAUGCUGAAGAAAAGGAUGUUCAUCAGAAUCAUGUAACUGUUGGAUUGUGACUAAAAUAAUCUAGACUUUGCCUUGAAACUAUCCCAGUAAACAUUUACCAAGUUAAACAAAUAAAAGCUAUAUUAAACAUUGAA